AUGGCUACUAAUAUCACCUGGCACCCAAACUUGACUCACCAAGAACGUGCACAAUUGAGAAAACAACAAGGUGUAACCGUAUGGUUAACUGGAUUAUCAGCCAGUGGGAAAUCAACCAUUGCUUGUGCAUUAGAACAGUCGAUAUUGAACCGUGGAUUGAAUUCAUACAGAUUGGAUGGGGAUAAUGUCAGAUUUGGUUUAAACAAAGAUUUGGGUUUUAGCGAACAAGAUCGAAAUGAAAAUAUUCGCAGAAUUAGUGAAGUUGCUAAAUUAUUCAGUGAUUCUUGUUGUGUUACCGUGACUUCAUUUAUAAGCCCUUAUAAAGCUGAUAGAAACUUGGCUAGGGAGUUGCACGCCAAGGAUAAUUUGCCAUUUGUUGAAGUGUAUAUUGAUGUGCCUAUAGAAGUUGCUGAACAAAGAGAUCCCAAGGGAUUGUACAAAAAGGCAAGGGAAGGAAUCAUUAAGGAAUUUACUGGUAUCAGUGCUCCUUAUGAAGCACCAGAAAAUCCGGAAGUUCAUGUCAAGAACCAUUCAGGACUUUCAAUUGAAGAAGCUGCUGAACAAAUUAUCGAUUACCUUUUGGAAAAGAAAUACAUCAAUUAG
This is a messenger RNA of Lodderomyces parapsilosis, 603 nucleotides long. It is a transcript of the gene MET14, whose product is annotated as adenylyl-sulfate kinase. Gene Ontology annotation, biological process: sulfate assimilation. The record is from RefSeq and is a predicted model, not a curated record. The coding region runs from base 1 to 603 and encodes 200 amino acids. Gene Ontology annotation, molecular function: ATP binding; adenylylsulfate kinase activity. NCBI's taxonomy places the organism in Eukaryota, Fungi, Ascomycota, Pichiomycetes, Serinales, Debaryomycetaceae. The transcript has a single exon.